GGGGGGGGGGGCGACUCCCUUCUUCCGCUGAGCCGCGAGGAGCGGCGGCGGCGCCGGCGGGCGACGCAGAAGUACCGCACCGCCCACGCGACGCGCGAGCGCAUCCGCGUCGAGGCGUUCAACGUGGCCUUCUGCGAGCUGCGGCGGCUGCUGCCCACGCUGCCUCCGGACAAGAAGCUCUCCAAGAUCGAGAUCCUCAAGCUGGCCAUCUGCUACAUCGCCUACCUCAACCACGUGCUCGACGUCUGACCCGAAGCGCAAGGCGCCGCGGGCGAGGCGCGCUAGCGUGCGCUGCGCGGCUGCCUACCCCGCAGGGGCUCGCUCUCCCCUGUCGCGCGUGCGAGUAAGAAGGCGGGUGCGCGGUGCGUUCUGCGAAGCGAGGGACCGAGAAUACG
Schistocerca gregaria is the source of this 395-nucleotide messenger RNA. RefSeq names its product helix-loop-helix protein 1-like. The annotation marks the transcript as partial. Gene Ontology annotation, biological process: regulation of transcription by RNA polymerase II. The record is from RefSeq and is a predicted model, not a curated record. Gene Ontology annotation, molecular function: RNA polymerase II cis-regulatory region sequence-specific DNA binding; protein dimerization activity; DNA-binding transcription factor activity, RNA polymerase II-specific. The transcript is spliced from 2 exons. NCBI's taxonomy places the organism in Eukaryota, Metazoa, Arthropoda, Insecta, Orthoptera, Acrididae.